Molecule: messenger RNA, 1563 nt
Organism: Mercurialis annua (annual mercury)
Lineage: Eukaryota; Viridiplantae; Streptophyta; Magnoliopsida; Malpighiales; Euphorbiaceae
Product: E3 ubiquitin-protein ligase PUB24-like
Exons: 1
Coding region: 81-1289 (402 amino acids)
Biological process (GO): protein ubiquitination
Molecular function (GO): ubiquitin protein ligase activity
Source: RefSeq, a predicted model, not a curated record
UCAAAAUUCUUUAUUUUCUAGCAAAUUAAAUUUAUCAGUUUCUUUACAUUUUUUUGUUAGACCAAUCAUAAAAUUAUUUCAUGGAUGAUAUUGAAAUUCCUGAAUAUUUCAUAUGUCCAAUUUCUCUCCAAAUUAUGCAAGACCCCGUAACAAUUUCAACUGGUAUAACCUAUGAUCGUGAUAGCAUUGAACAUUGGCUAUUCACUACCAGAAAUACAAUUUGUCCAGUCACCAAACAAUCUUUACCUAAUGAUUUUGAUUUAACCCCUAAUCAUACUUUACGUAGAUUAAUCCAAUCUUGGUGUAUUGAUAAUGCCUCUAAUGGAAUUCUCAAAAUGCCUUCUCCUAAACCUUGUCUUGAUAAAUGUCAUCUCCUUAAACUUAUUAAAGAUCUUCAUCUUCCCCGUCGACAAAUUAAAACCCUAAUCGAGUUGGAGUUUCUCGCGGCGGAGAACGAGAGGAAUCGGAAGUAUAUGGGGGAGACUGGAUUGCCUAAGGCUUUAUUAAUGUUCAUAGUAACAUGCUUCAAGAAAACUCAGAUGGAUGGAAUUCAAGAAGCGGUUAGUAUUCUUAAACUUAUUCGAGUUUCUUCGAAGGAUUCGAAGGAAAUUCUCAUUGAAAACUAUCAGAUUAUCGAAUCUUUAACAUGGAUUCUAGGGUGGUGCAAUGAUAAUUGUAAUAUUAUUAAAUCUCAUGCAGUUUCAGUUCUUAAGAUGGUUCUUGAAGAUGCAAGUUCGAGUGUGUUAGAAAGGCUUAAACCUAGUUUUUUUCAAAGUGUUGUCGGUGUAAUAAGAGAAAACAUAACUCAACAAGGCCUUAAUGCAGCUUUAAAAGUGUUGUUAAACGCUUGUCCAUGGGGGAGAAACAGGAUAACGAUGGUGGAAUCAGGAGCGGUUUUCGAGCUUAUCGAACUCGAAUGGAGAUCACCGGAGAAGAAGACUACGGAGUAUAUUUUAGGUAUAUUAUUUCAUCUAUGUUCAUGUGCUGACGGUAGGGCUAAAUUCUUGAGUCAUAGAGGAGGAAUUGCUAUGGUGGCUAAGAGAAUAUUGAAAGUAUCUCCGGCCGCCGAUGAUCGAGCCGUGUUAAUUCUUGCAAUGAUAUGUAAAUUCUCAGGGACGAACAUGGUGGUUCAAGAAAUGUUGAAUGUUAAAGCUGUGUCGAAGCUUUGUUUGAUGCUUCAAGCUGACUGUGCUCCUUAUUUGAAGGAGAAAGCUAGAGAAAUUCUCCGAUCACAUUCUGAGGAGUGGAAAAAUUCUCCUUGUAUUGAUAUUUCUAUUGUGGUAAGGUAAGCCAAGACGAGAGAAGGGUAGUUUCGGAACAUAAAUUAAUAUCGCGAAAUUAAAUAUAUUUAAUUUAUCAAGAUCAAAAUAAAUUCAAAGUUUUAUAAAAUUCGAUCAAAUUUGAUUUGAUAUGAAAUCGUAAUUUUUGUAUUUAUCUGAUCUUAAUGAAUGUAAAUUGAAAAUAGAUGCUACGACUCUAUUUUUUGAGAUUGAUAAGACACUCUUUUGUUAAAAUUAUAUUUGGUUAAGGUCGGAGGAAAUACUGCUUAGCGCUGAAACUCUU